Messenger RNA from Mytilus trossulus (common blue mussel), 1569 nucleotides. RefSeq lists its product as uncharacterized. Lineage: Eukaryota; Metazoa; Mollusca; Bivalvia; Mytilida; Mytilidae. The coding region runs from base 96 to 1277 and encodes 393 amino acids. Gene Ontology annotation, biological process: defense response to virus; immune response-regulating cell surface receptor signaling pathway; positive regulation of isotype switching to IgG isotypes. The transcript is spliced from 10 exons. Gene Ontology annotation, cellular component: external side of plasma membrane; CD40 receptor complex. Gene Ontology annotation, molecular function: protein binding; antigen binding. The record is from RefSeq and is a predicted model, not a curated record.
UAAACAUUGUUUCUUUUUCUCAAUUUAAAUUCACAAAUGGGAAUAUGAAAUGAAACUAAAGCAUGUAGCUCUUAAAUUAUUUAAAAUCAUAAAUUAUGAUUUAUCACCGACAGAUUUUGUUUUACUUUUUUGUGCUUCAUUCUUCCUUGGACUCUAUUUGCUGUAAUUACAGUUCAUGGCCUUCGUAUGAGAAAAACGGGAAAGUAUGUUUUUACUGUGGACCUGGAUUCCAUUCGGUUGGCGACUGUGUGAAUUCAAACACCCAAAUGCAGUGUGUUCCAUGCCCCAAUGGCGCCUAUCAGGUUACCUCAAACAGAGCAAACUACUGUACUAGUUGCACAAGGUGUGAAGAGGUUGUCAUGAAUCAUUGGGUAUCAGCUAUCCUGUCUCCAUGCACACCAACAGCGAACACUGUUUGUGGAUGUAUUCUUGGGUAUCAUUUUACAAAAGACCAACGAGAACCAGGAAGAGGCUUUUGUCAGACCAAUACUUUUUGUUCUGCUGGUCAUGGGUUAGUAGCAAAUGCAUCAAGUUUUACAGAUACACAGUGUAAACCAUGUAUUAACGGUACCUCCUAUAAUCCUGCUCAAUCUUUGAACUCCUGUCAUCAAUGCAUGACAUCAUGCCCGAAUAAUACUGAAAUGUGGCAUCCUUGUAACACAACACAUAAUAUGGCUUGUAUACCAGACAGAGAAAUGAUGCACGUAGUUGUUGAAAGUGACUCAAGUACUUAUUUAAAAGCUGGCAUGGGAAGUUGUGUGGGAUUCAUAGUUGUUUUAUGCAGCAUAUAUUUUAUCAAGAGGAGAAGACAAGGAACUGAAAAGAAUGACCAAUCAAGUAAUCAUAGCAACGGUAUUUCCAUGAUCAAUAAGGAUUCGAAUCCUAGUAUCGAUAUACCGACGGUCAAUAGAAAUACUAAUAAUGAUGUGCCGUUGGUCAAGAAUCAAGAUGUUAGUUCUAUCCUGGAAAAUAUAAGAAAAAUCUGUCUUAGAUCUGGUGACGACAUUGACUGGGAGACUUUUUUUAAUAUUUUUCCAAGAAAGGUGACAGUUCUUCCAGACUGGGAGCAAUUCAUCCGGACCUUAUUUACUCUCACUGGUUCGGACAGAGGACAAGACACUGUACAUGAAACAAAAGAAUCAUUUGACAAGGAAAAGUAUCAUUCCCGGCUGUUCCAUGCUUUAACAAUAUGGAAACAAUCCUGUUAUCGAGAAAAUGAUACAGUUAUGUAUGGUAUCUUGUGUAAUGCUGUAAACACUCAUACAACUAACGUUUAAUUCAGACCACGUUUAUAUAGUCAUAUCAAUAUUGCAUCAAACUUUAUAUGUCUAUAUAUAUGUGUGUAUUCUUUUAAAUAAUAUGUGACAAAUAAAUGCUCAGAACUUAACUUUGAAAUCAGGAAGUUUAACUUAUAAGAAGCAUCAGACAUUUGUGUUAUGUGCUUAAAUUUAUAUGCAUUGGUUAAUGUGAUCAGGUACACUAAUUUAAUGCUUUAUACUUAAUUUGUUUAUCAUCUUUUAGGAUGUGUUAUAAUGUUCUUUUUAUUUGUAUUUAUAAAUAUAUCUUUUA